AACACCUCCAUAGAGAGCUUUCUUUCACUUUCACAUGGCUGAUAAUGCCCAAGUAGUACCCGUCGAGGAACCAGCCGCAACCGCCACAGCAACCGCAACAACGACUGAACCAGAAGAAGCCAAAAGUUCAGACAAAAUGGAGUCACAGGGUGAUAAUAAGCCACGUGUUGGAACAUUGGUCGCACUUGUGAACAUUUUAGCCGCUGGUGUCCUUCCAAUCUUCACUUUCGUCCUCUCACUUACACUCCUCGGCUACGCAGUGUGGCUCCUUUACAUGCGUAGCUACGACUGCGAAGAUAUUCUCGGUCUGCCACGUGUACAGACGCUAGCUAGCGUCGGUCUCCUCGCGGUGUUCGUUGUCAGCAACGCUGCUUUGUUUUUGCGGCGGAAGUUUCCGAUGCCUGCACUCGUGGUGAUGGUGGUGAUCUUGUUGUUAAUGCUUUUCAUCGGUUUGGCGUAUGCCGGAGUAAAUGAGAUGCAGAGCCGGCGGUUUCCGGCGACUAGGAUGUGGUUCAAGCUCAAAAUCAUGGACGAUGUGAAUUGGAACAAUAUCAAAUCAUGUAUCUAUGAUAAAGGAGCUUGCAACGACCUCAUUUAUGAAUCUCCAAAUGAAAAACCUUACAAUAGAAGAAAUAUGCCACCAAUCAAGAAUGGAUGUUGUAUGCCACCAGAGACAUGUAACAUGGAUGCGAUAAACGCAACUUUUUGGUAUAGAAGAAAAGACGAAGGACCACCGUCGUCUAUGACCCUAAUGUACGGUGAUGAGAUGAUGGUGGGAAGGAUAAGCGACUGUCAACUAUGGAGGAAUGAUUGGAGCAUUUUGUGCUAUGAUUGUAGAUCUUGCAAAUUCGGAUUCGUAAGAUCGGUAAGGAGGAAAUGGUGGCAGCUUGGUAUCUUUUUGAUCGUCAUUUCCAUUCUUCUUCUCAUCUCUCAUCUCUUGAUCUUCAUGGCCACUUUUUGGGAACGAUUCAAGGGUUAGUCAGAUCAUGAGGGUCAUUUCUAAUUAGGUAAAAUAAUCUCUUUCUUCUGCAUUUGUUUUAGAACCUUAACCGGAUGUUUCUUUGAGCAAAUCUUUAGCUCCUCUUCCUCUGUCUCUUUUGUUAUUGUGGGAUUUUGGUUGGUUUAAUGUAGAGAAUGUGUUUGUAAUAAAGUAUAAACACUUGGUUUGAUU
Arabidopsis arenosa is the source of this 1171-nucleotide messenger RNA. NCBI's taxonomy places the organism in Eukaryota, Viridiplantae, Streptophyta, Magnoliopsida, Brassicales, Brassicaceae. The record is from the annotation of a GenBank genome assembly.